Hemicordylus capensis (graceful crag lizard) is the source of this 2342-nucleotide messenger RNA. RefSeq names its product mucin 1, cell surface associated (gene MUC1). Gene Ontology annotation, cellular component: apical plasma membrane. Bases 1 to 1059 code for a protein of 352 amino acids. The transcript is spliced from 6 exons. Lineage: Eukaryota; Metazoa; Chordata; Lepidosauria; Squamata; Cordylidae. The record is from RefSeq and is a predicted model, not a curated record.
AUGGCCACCAGCGGCCCCACGGCCACCAGCGGCCCCACGGGCCCCAGCACCAGUGGCCCCACGGGCCCCAGCACCAGCGGCCCCACGGCCACCAGCGGCCCCACGGCCACCAGCGGCCCCACGGCCACCAGCGGCCCCACGGGCCCCAGCACCAGCGGCCCCACGGACACCAGCGGCCCCACGGACACCAGCGGCCCCACGGGCCCCAGCACCCCCACGGGCCCCAGCACCAGUGGCCCCACGGCCACCAGCGGCCCCACGGCCACCAGCGGCCCCACGGACACCAGCACCAGCGGCCCCACGGCCACCAGCACCCCCACAGGCCCCAGCACCCCCACGGGCCCCAGCACCAGUGGCCCCGCAGGCCCCAGCACCACCACGCCACCCACAACCUUGGGUAUUAAGAAGUUCUACCUCAAUUACCACAUCACAAACAAGAACUUCAUUCCAGAAAUGUAUGAUUCCCAAUCUAAUGCCUUCAAGAAGAUUAACGCUACGAUUGAUACAAUAUAUCAAGAAGUUUACGGCUGUCCUACAUGUCCUAAUAACCAGUACUACCGGGGAUACAGACUGUUAGCACUCAGACCAGGCUCAGUGGCGGUAAUUACAGAGCAGAACUAUGAUGAGACAACCAGUAACACUAUCAAUGAAAAUGUCCUGGCUGCACGUCUGAGAGAUUCCAACAGCACAAUCUUGCAGGGUUUGGAGCUGCGCGACAUUACAGCAAGCACCGAACCAAUACCCUUCCCGUCCCCGAAUCCUGACCGUACCGAACCUGUCCCAGGCUGGGGCAUUGCUCUCCUCGUCCUGGUUUGCUUCCUUGUCCUGGUGGUCCUAAUCUUCCUUCUCGUGCUGGUCAUCCGUUGGUGUCGCCGAAGCCAGCGUGGCAACCUAGACUUGCUCAGCUCCCGAGACUCCUACCACCCCAUGAACGAGUAUCCGACGUAUCACACACACGGAAGGUACGCUGCUCCCCCAAACAAGCCAGAGAACCUAGCCAACAAUGGGACCAGCCCGUUCUCCUAUACCAACCCAGCCAUGGCCAACGACAACUUGUAGGAGGAGGCCCGAUUCCUACAAGUGGACUCUGAAGCGGAUGGGUGAGCAGACAGGAUCUGGCUGGGCCAGGUUGUGAUUCAGGAACCACAAGGGAAAGCAUUGACGGGGAAACCGCUGGGAUGAUCCGGUGAGCAGGACCCGUUCGUGGGAACUGCAGUGUCCCGGCAUGAAGACAGCCAUUCUCCUACUCACUUAACUGGCUACGGGCAAUCUGCCCCCACAAGUCCUUUUAAAGCAAAACAGAAAUAAAAAUCGAAGCGCUCGUCAAUGAGUACGUCGUGGGGAGACCAACUAGUUACGUUGGGAGAUUUAUUCACAAGGCUUCGCCGCCUCGAGCACGGAGCAUUGCUGGGCAACGGAACUCACUGCCACAAGGUCUGCACAAUCAUCAAGGGAACCUCCACCGCUGGACAAGUCAACCAGAAAGCAGCCCCAAAGAGACAAUAACCUUGGGACAAGCUUUCCUGGCCAACGAUUUCGAAGAACUGGGUUCCUGGUCAUUAACAUCAUUAGAAGUCUGUUGAUUCCCCACCCCCACCCCUGCUAUUUUAUUUGUAAUGUUUAUUCUGUUUUCAAGAUAAGAUGUAAAGUGUACAUAAUAUAUUAUGCUUAUCUAUUGCCAUUUCGGGAACACGUGUCGAGUUUGAAAUACCCGGGUUUCUUCUGGGGAUGCGCCCCACAUCUCUCUAAUCAGGGGAGGAGAGAGUGCAAUCCUUAAAACUGCUGGGUUCCAAUUCCUUCUCCCCCAACACUCCUGCCCCACACCCAAGGCAAGCUUCCUUGCUCUGCCGGGGGGCGGGUGUAAUAGUACAAACACAAUUCCCGACUCUGUGGGGGAAUUUCCUCCCCUUGAUUAACAAAUGUUCCAGAGGAGCCGAACUUGGACGCAUGAAGGAGCUGAACGAAAUUAAUUUUAAAAGCAGGGGAGCAGUGAGAUACCCCACUUCCUUCCUUGUGCUCUUGGCACAAGAUCUCAGGGAUGGAUUGCCCACCCACAAGGGCUUUUAGUGGCCUGAACAGUAAAACCGUGUUCUCACUAGGACCCAGAGUCAGAAAGGCUAGUCAAUUCCACGAGUCACCCAUAAUGCACCAGGCUUUGCGCUGACUGUACCACUGAUUUGGCGGGGUCUGCUUUGCCUCUGCCCCCUGGUCUUGUCGAGCUGGGAGGGGUGGGCCAUAUUUAGCAUCAGAAGUUGGCAACCCGACUUCCAGGGCUGCUAGCAUAGCUGGGCCUCUGGUUACUCGCGGGCUUAGAUUCUUGGCUAAGGUGUUUGGUGGGGAAA